Messenger RNA from Coregonus sp. 'balchen', 27710 nucleotides. The record is from the annotation of a GenBank genome assembly. NCBI's taxonomy places the organism in Eukaryota, Metazoa, Chordata, Actinopteri, Salmoniformes, Salmonidae.
AUGGACGUCAACAACAAGCGUUAUGUAAUUGUGCAAGGCAGAUGUGUCUUUGACCCCAAGUAGGCCUUGGGUUUGGGAAUACUGCACAUGUAGGCCAGUUGAGGAGUGUGUUGAGAGUCAAGAAAUACCAUAUGUUUAACCAAUGGCCUUUUAGCAGUUUAAACACAAUUCGAACUAUCCAAAUAAUUGACAACUGUUUACCCAAGUCUGCGUAACUAUUUUCAACCUCUCCCCUUUUAGCUGAGCAGAUUUUGCAGUCUGCCUCAAAGCCACAAUAUAUUUUAAAAGCACAUUUUUGUUACAUUUAGGCAUUUUAGUGGUGGUGUUGCUGUGGUUCAGUUGAUUCACUAUUGAGGACACACACCUCAGUUCCAUUUCAUCUAAAUUCCUUGUUUUCCUGCCGACAUCACCACCCUGUGCAGUUCUAGAAACAGGAUGUCUGAUGAUGCUAGCUUUCUACACACACACACACACACACACACACACACACACACACACACACACACACACACACAACACACACACACACACACACGUUUAUAUCCAUUAGGCCCUUAUGGAUUUGGGGUCAGGCCUACAACAUUUCCUAUUGGAUUCGUAGGAUCCAUGUCCUCCUGUAUCAAGUUGGGUCAUCUGUUAUAAUACAUGUAUAACAUGUGGAAGUAUUACUCUCACACAACAAUGCCCUUGUUCUACAGUACCUCUCAAAAUGUGAUGUUUUACUUUCCGUAUAUGGACAUGGUGGUUUCAACAGUAGGCAUGCAAAUAUGUCUCCAUACAGGAAACAGGAAGUGUAUUACAACUAGAGCACAGAGUUUCUAAACCUGAGAAUUGAGCUGACAUGCGUUAUCUUGCUAGAAUACAAUGGAAUGUGUGAAACCAGAAUGGCAAAAAUAGCUAAAUUGUACCUUAAACCAUAGAUUGUAGCUGUGGUUAACACUUCAACAGUUUGGGCCUUAGAAUUUACACCACCAGUAGUUGUGGAAGGGAAUGUUUGACAUGUCAUAUUUCUGUGUAGUCUUGUCCUGCAUGAAAUGUGUAAACUGAGGUGAAAUAAUAAUGUUAUUAUGAUCAGCCUUAUGUUUACCUAAGUUACGAUAGCCUAAUCCAUACCACCCCAGUUUCAUAUGUAUCUGUGAUUAUACCUGGUGGUUAAGGAUUAAUUACACAUCUUUACUCAGUGUUUCUAAUCUCAAAAUCGUUCUCUUGUCUUUAGGGCGAAGGUGCUCGCGCCGUCCCUCUCACCGGCCAUGUCGGCUUCGACAGCAUGCCCGACCAACUGGUCAACAAGUCUGUCAACCACGGCUUUUGCUUCAACAUCCUCUGCGUUGGUGAGUGUGUCAUGCGUGAAACCUCCCUUUUUCUCCUCAAGGCAAAAUGGGAGCCAUUCUCCGCCGCAAUGUAUGUCAUUCGUUUCCACUGUAGAUGCAAACCCAAUUCAUUCUGUCUUUGACUCACUUUGGUGGUUUCUCACUGGUCAGUAGUCAGCUCUGGUUACCGUAGCUAAUUCAUCCUCCGUCAUGUUCGAGCUAUCAUCUGGGACUGGGCCAGUAAAAUGAUUUUUCCAACAUUUUUGAUAAACAGGGCAAGAUAGAAAUUGGCCUAUAACAGUUAGGAUCAGCUUGAUCUCCCCCUCUAAAUAAAGGAUGCACCAUGGCUGCCUUCCAAGCACUGGGGACCUUCCCAGAGAGGAGAGACAGGUUAAAAAGGUCAGAGACAGGCUUGGCGAUGAUAGGGGCAGCAACCUUAAAGAAGAAAGGACCUAAACCAUCUGACCCAGAUGUUUUUUUAGGGUCAAGUUUAUGGAGCUCCUUUAGCACCUCAGACUCAGUGACUUCCUUCAAGGAGAAACUGUGUAGCGGGGCAGGGGAAAAAGAGGGAGGAGCAUCGGGGCUAGUCGCAUUAGAAGGGCUGGGAGAUGAGGAAGUGUUGGAUGGGCAAAGAGGCGUGACAGAGUCAAAUAGGAAUCCUGACUUAAUGAAGUGGUGAUUAAAGAGCUCAGCCAUUCGCUCCUUGUCAGUAACAACCACAUCAUCAACAUUAAGGGACAUGGGCAGCUGUGAGGAGGAGGGUUUAUUCUCCAGGCCUUUCACCAUUUCCCAGAACUUCUUGGGGUUAGACCCACAGAGAGAGAACUGCUCCUUAAAGUAACUAACUUUGGCCUUCCGGAUAGCCUGAGUGCACUUAUUUCUCAUUUGCCUGAACGACAGUCAGUCAGCCUGAGUAUUUGUGUGCCAAGCCUUUCGCCAAAUGGUGUUCUUGAGGUGGACUAACUCUGCUAGAUCACGUUCAAACCUGUUUUUAAUUCUCAUGUUCUUUAUGGGGGCGUGCUUGUUAACAAUACCACUGAAAAUAUUUAAAAAAAGAAGGUCCAAGCAUCUUCAACAGAGGGGAUCAAGCUGAUUCUAUACCAAUUCAGGCCAGGCCAUGAAGGAAGGUGGUUUAAGCAUGUCCCAGUUUUGGUCACCUAGCAGGACAAAUUCAGACUUAGUGGGCCAGGAGAGAGCUUAGGGCAGGUAGGGUACAGGCCGGUGCUGAUGGUGGAUGAUAACACCCAGCAACAGUCAACAAAGAGCUAUUUGUUUAAUGCUUAAAACCAGCAAAUCAAAUUGUGGAGACAACCUAGCACUGAAGGUGUUCCUUGGUAAAGAUUGCCACUCCACCACCUUUGGAAGAUCUGUAUUGCCGAAACAGGUUAUAACCAGAAAGGUUAACAUCAGUGUUUAGAACACUCUUUCUUAACCAUGUCUCAGUAAGGACCAACACAUCUGGCUGGAUAAGAGCUGUGAACCCACACUUUCAAUUGAUACAUUUUAGGUAAUAAGCUUCUAGUGUUAACGUGCAGAAAACCCAGGCUUUUACGAGAGAAGAAAUCAGUGAAGCAGAACUCAUCAGAGCACAAGUCAGAAUUGGAGCAGAUAAAACAUCUGAAGCAAAUUAAGUGUUUCCAUUGCCCAUUUAGGCAAAUUGCGCAUUGAUAAAUUGGCAACAGCCUAUAUGCCCUCCCACCUAUCUGUUUAAAAUCUCAGGUAGCCCGCGAAAGCCAGCAUGGAUAGAAUGCAAGAAUUGACUAAUAUUAUUUGCCAUAUUCAAAUAAUCCCCCCCCCAACUCCAUAUACAAACUUAUACAUACGAACAACAAUUUACAGACGCACAGAUGCACACAAACAAUGACUACAUCUAAUCUGCCCAGAUCCGCAUGCUCACACUCCCAUCCCUAGUACCUGCAUUAUUGUUUGCCACUCGGCCUUAAAUUGUAUCAGUUUGUUUUUCCUCUGUCGCCCAUACCAUUUCAAUAUUUCAAUAAUAAAUCAUUCAAUUUUUUCAUUGUGUUAACGAUGGCGGAUUAAUUUCCAAGUUUUUAGUAUACGUUUUUUCAAGAUGAGUGAUGAGAAGAGAAUUGUCCAGCACAUUGGGUAUCUCACUACACCCCCGUAUGCCAUGUCUUGAAAUAUGUAGACAGACUUAUUAAAAUAACAUUUACAUAUUUAAAUCAUUCUCAUGUGCCAACCUUUCGCCACUGUCUGUGCCAUGUUGAAACGUGCAUUCCUGUAGAUCUGAAAUAAUUGGAUGCAUCCAGCCAACCAGAAAAGGAAGUCGAAGCAAUUCAUCCAUUCUUGAAAGUCAGGACAAGGAUCCUGCAAAGAAACAUUAGUUAUACUGUAUAGUUAAAAAAUAGAUUUAGCAAGCAGUAGGCAUUUAGAAUUAAAAUGUGGAGUGGAGCUUCAUAGUUACGUGUUGACAUCAUUUUGACACCUUCAAAAUUAUUCGGCAAUCAUCAUUGGAAAAUCACUGUUUCCAUCAUAAUUUGUCGCAAUAAACAAAGUUUGACAAAAGACAAAUCAACCCCUGUCGAUUGGAUAAAAAUGUUGUCAAUCUUUAGAAAAUCAAAAUGAUCAUGACACGAGCUGAAUUAAAUGUAAAAGGCUUUGAAAAUAAAAUGUUGCGGUACGCUCAGUGCUCCAUUGACAUUUCACAGAGAUACGCUUGUUUUUGUGAGAAGUCUUAGAAAAAGAACAGGAACUUCGCAUUAAUAUGAACAGUGUAUACUAAACUAUGAUAAUGUCUAUGUCUCAAAAUCGAUAUCUAUCUUACCUCUAUAUUGUUUUAUGUCCUCCGGAUGGGUGAAGAAAGAUGAGUUCCACAGUAAGCCUGUUAGUUAGCCUCGAUCCUUCCACAGCAUCCAGCCCAGUUGACGCAAUGUUGUUUUCCUGAUUUUUGACCACUUUAUUUUCUCUGGCCUCCAUUUGAUUUAUUUGCCCUAAUUUUGGCCAUCCUACAAGGGUAAAAACGCAAAUUAGUUUUGAACGGAUUUUGAUAGAGACAUGAGGUUUAGACCAUUGGUUUUAUUAGAGGAUUAUCUACACAAUGAACAUAUUAUUUUACUCAUUGGUCAAAAUAUGUGUUUUUGAUUGGACACUACUAUGUCAGCCGUUUCCAUUACACGUGUCGCAAAUUUUUUUUUGCGACAUUGCUUUUGUCGUUUAAACUUGGGUGAAUGGAAACCUGCCUAUUGACCUGCUAUAGAGUUUUCAUAUAUUAGCCUUAUUUUAAAGCAAAAUGUAAAGCAUUUUGUCCAUUUUGUUGAAAGUAGGAAACAGAGAAUAUAAUCCCCUCUCCAUUUUCAACACUUUAAAUUACUUGAAAGUUAUCAGUGGCACUCAAAACGUUCUAAAGCAAUGGCAGAAGCCGAAGAACCUGUAUUAUUACAGUCUACUCUAUAAAUUCUGGUGUGUGUGGAUCCCAGAAAGCAAAACAAGAACUGAAUCGAGAGCAAAACAUUUUUAAAGCUUUAAUACAGCUCCAUUACAACUAUACUUUUUGCUGGUACAUUCAAACGUAAACCUUUGGAUGUCAGGGCCCAAUCUUUAGCAUGGGGUUCAGUUUGAGUCACUGCCAGGCGAGAUGCUCAUUGCUUAGUCCAGCCCUGCCAAGUUAUUAUGAGGAUGAUGAGAGACCACGGAAACAUCUUGACAAUGACCUUAGGUGGAGUUUCUCUCAGACGCAGGAAAUGGGAGGGGAGAAUCUGGCAUUGUGCUGUUCCAUUCUAACCCCCCUCCCCCUUAAACUAUAUAUUGUGCACUCAGAGUGAAAGCCUGAUGCCUUGUGAAUAGUAGUCUACUAUACCGUUGGCAGUGUAGCGCUCUGCGUGCUCUGUGUGUAGAUGUGGUGUCUGAUGAACAGAAGAAAGCCUAGUGCUGCAUCCCAAAUGGCACCUUAUUCCCUACGUAGUGCACUACUUUUGACCCAAAAGUACGUAGGGAAUAAGGUGCCAUUUGGGACGUACCACUAGAUUUUCUCACAAGGCGUCUUACUCACUCGACUGACAGCUUUGAACAGUGUGAGUUUGUCAGAAUGCAUCAGGACAUCUGUGACUCAGACCCAUGCUGCCAUUUUUACGAUGGUCUGCUCCAGAUAUCAACUGUGGUGGACAUAGGAUUAGCUUGCUGUUGUGCUGCACCGCUGCAAGAUGUCACAUUCAAUGUAGUCCCUCUUAAAGGCACCCAAGUUAUCAGACAUUUCUGCUGCGCAUCUUUUUUUAUUCCAUUAAAAAGCGCCUCUCCUGCCAAAAGCAGCAGAGGAGCCAGAGGGAGGGGCUCACACGGCUAAAUGUAUAGGGAAGUGACAAAUGGGAAGAGUCCAUAUAAUUAACAUUCUGGUGGCAUUAGAGAGAUCUGCUCUGCAGCCCGAGUCCAAAUUGUAAAACUGCAGUCUUUUCAACAGGAUGUACGAAAUCCUGUAAUGUACAGUAUGGGAGAAUCUUUUAAACUUUUAUUCUGACAAUGGCCCAAUCUGGAAUAUUCCUUGCUGUUCAAUGCUAAUUUCCAUUAAUGAUAUACUGUAGCCUAUACCCAUUGACUCUUGAAGAAUAUAGCUUAUAAAUGCCUAAUGAGCUUAGUACAACUAUCUCACACAAACUCAAUCUCCAGAUAGUAUAGAGAGUCCACAAAAAAAGGACACAAUGGAGAAUUAACUGAAAGGUGUGUGUGUGAUUUAGGUGAGACGGGCCUCGGCAAGUCCACUCUCAUGGACACCCUGUUCAACACCAAGUUCGAGGGUGAGCCCACCCAGCACAACCAGCCGGGCGUGCAGCUCAAGUCCAACACCUACGAGCUCCAGGAGAGCAACGUGCGCCUCAAGCUGACCGUGGUCAACACUGUGGGCUUCGGAGACCAGAUCAACAAAGAGAACAGGUGAGAGACAAUGAUGUAGAUAAACAAGAUGAAUAUAAUGUAUGUCUGUCUGUCUAUCUUUGGGAAGAGAGCCCCAGGUUCCGCUUCAUGUGUCUAAGAGAUGUAUAGAUUGUACAAUAACUUAUGGGUCGCGUUCAUUAGAAACAGAAGAAAACUCUCUGAAAUGGGUAGGCACUAUGAUAACUUACGCAACCUCCUUAUGAAUACAGGCCUGGAGUUUCUACAGUAUACCACUACCAAGAAUAUAAUAUCUUUCACAGGAGUGAUAGUUUGUGAAUGUCACUAUUUAAUUGUGCAUGCUUGAGAUGCCCCCUAUGAAGUGUGGACUUGAGAUGCCCCCUCUGGAGUCUGGUGGAACAUUAGGUACCAAUCUUAUUACACUCUUAUGGUGCCUCUCCCAUACCUUAUGAAAGCAGUGAGUCACUGAUAUAUUUAUUGUUAGACAAGAUGAAUAACAGUAGUCUGACACUUGAGCCAGGAGUCUCCAGGGCUAAAUCAUACAGUGUCUUGUCUGUGGGAAAGGGAGUGCUACUCUACCUGUCACCUUCCCCCUUCUAGUGAACAUGGGAUCUCAUUGUAUCCAUUCUCUCUCCCUCCUGUCAUGUGAACCUCAUUCCUCAUCAUGAGAGAUCAGAGAGAGGAUGGAUGAUGUCAUGUGAGCACCAGGCAGCUCUCUCUCUAAUCUCAGUCCUCAGUCUGUCCCAGACCUCUCUAGCUGCUCUGGUUAGGGCCCCAGGGGGAGGCUGUGCUAGUUACAGGAACCCUCUUGUAGGUCAGCGCUCCAGGUUCAAACUGCUUCACAUCACUAUCAAAUGGUGGAUGGAUGAGUGUGAGCUAAGGGCUAGCAGUUAGCGGCAUCCAUCACAAAGACAAUACCAGUCAUAUGAGUUUCUUAUGAGGGGGAGUGGAGGUGGGAAUAGGUGUCACUCACACGGAGGGCGGAGGUUAGACCUGAGUUUAAUCAGCGGUUCCGAUCCGCCUUCGGCUGUGCGGUGCAUCUUCCCUUUCCUUGGCGAUGGUAUGCCUUUGAUGCCUCUCCUCUGCUCCCUGAUCCGUGCGCUCCCACAUCUCUUCUCCAUCAAGUUAUGCCUGAUGACUCCCAGCUAUUGAGACCCAGCUCAGCUGAAUGAUGGAUCAGCAAAUUCCUUAUACAGAGCUGAGUUGUACUCACUUAGCAUCUAGCUACCGCCCACUGACAACACUCCGGGAUUAAAGUACAAACUGGCUUAAAUCUCUCACUUAAAGGGAUACUUCUGGAUUUAUCUACUUCCACAGAGUCAGAUGAACUUGUGUAUACCAUUUAUGUGUUUCUGCGUGCAGUUGGAAGGAAGUUGCUAACUUGUGUUAGCGCAAUGAGCCGGAAGUCUACGGUAUCAGCUAGCAUACUGGAUGCAGAGACAUAAAAAUGGUAUCCAUAAAUUCAUCUGACUCUGGGGAAGUAUGUAAAGUGCUUCAUUGCCAAAAUCCCAAAGUAUCCCUUUAAGAGAUGCUUUACAACACCCUCUGGUAUUCUAUGGUGGUGGAACUGUCUUCAUUUUGAGUGAACGUAAAGGUAUAGCCUACCCUUGAAUCCUUCAUAGACGAUAGUAAGACACAUUUUCUCUUUUUGGUGCACAGCUACGUCUUCAGUCCAGUUUCCUUAUCAGCUGUUUAUGGUGUGAUUAUAACACCUUGAAACACAUACACGCUUUUCUCUCCUCAGCUACAAGUCUAUUGUGGAGUUUAUCGACACCCAGUUUGAGGCCUAUCUGCAGGAGGAGCUGAAAAUCAAGCGCACGUUACACAGCUACCACGACACACGCAUCCACGCCUGCCUGUACUUCAUCACGCCCACCGGACACUCCCUCAAGUCCCUGGACCUAGUCACUAUGAAGAAACUGGACAGCAAGGUGAGCUGCAAGACUAGCUAAUUACACUACGAUUCCAAUGGUUCACUGGGUUCAACCUGCAUGGGCCAGAUAUAGUAUACUGAGUUGGCCUAUAUGUGUCACUGUCAAUGUUGGCUUCUCUGUAAGUCGCUUUAGAUAAAGAUAUUUGCCAAAUUAUCAUAUUACGCAAUACAUUCAUUGAACUCUGCUGAUUUGAAGUGUCACUUGAAAAGCAGCUUCCUUAAUAUGAUGAUAAUCUCGGUUGAAGAGUUAUAUUUUAUUCAUAGCUAUUUAUAAAAUGCAGGGGGAAAAGAGAAAGCUCUCUAGCCUCAAGAUGAUGUCACAAUGUGGAUGCAGGGCAGCAUUGAUGUCAUCACAGAGAACUUCAUCAUCAUUUCAUUGUGGCUCAUAAACUCUUCUACACCAUUUGCACACUCAAAGAUGGGCUCCUGUCCCGUGACGGUGUUGGUCGUCACGGUGACCGCUUACUCUAUUUUCCUAGGGCCACCCCAAAAGGCCCUAUUUGCAUAGAGACUUCCUGACUUUCGAACAAAGGGGCUCCUCAGUGUUUGCCAGAGCAGCUGUACCCUAGCCACCUUCCAGCCUCUCACAGCAGUGUGGUCUGUGAUCCAGAGCAGAAGCCUUCCUGUGUAUACAGUCACACGGCUCUUAGCAUCAUCCCAGCAUCCUUGGCACUAGUGACUGUAAAGCCCUCUAUAGGAGGUCCAAGGACCAAUGCUAGUGGGUGGUGCGGGAGGCAGGCAGCUACAAUGAAACAAAGCCUGUUGCGUAGGAGGGAGUGCGGUGUCUCUGUGUUUAUGGGUGAGAAGUGGUGAUGGGUGAAUGUUUGACAAAGACCCCCCUGCAUCCUCAGGCCUCCUUUUCAGUCCUGUGGGCUCCUCUUCAUUCCUGUGGGCUCCUCUUCAGUCCUGUUGGCUCCUCUUCAGUCCUGUGGGCUCCAUUGAAGCAGAUAUUCUGGCAUGCUGUAUCUCUUCCCUCUCUCUCCAUGUUCUGAUUUUGGCACCAAGCAUGGGGGCUGGAGGAAGGGUUUCUUCUAAACAAGCCGGAUCAGUAGGCUCUCAUCAUUAACAUUGUGUUUGGAGAUCUCUUCACGAGAUAGAUCCUGCGUUAGAGGUUGACUAUACUACCCUCUCUGGUAAAUGCUCUUACUGCUCUGCACUGCUGUCUAUUUUUCUGUCUUUGCUUCGUUCCAAGCUCUGAUUAUGGCGGAAAUGCACAUAGAUAUGCCCGAAUCAAACAACCCUGAAGCUAGUAGAGACUAGGGGUGUUCAGAUAUAAAAAUACGUUACAUUUAUAGCUUUUGUAUCCGUCUGCAUGAUUUCCCUGCUGUAGACCAAGGCACAAGGCAUCCAGAGAAGCGUAAGAAAGGGAGGGGUGGGCCCAGAUCUCAGGGUCUAUUUAUAUCCUGUCUUGACCAGAUGUUCCCCACUUGUCUCAGGAGGUUUAGCUAGCUAGCUGUGAUGUAAUGACCUGGCUGCAUAGGAGAUGCUCGCAUUAUCCGGCCCCGCUCUGCUAUCUUCCAGCUGAGGUCUCCCUAGCAAACACAGAACGUACCCGUAAUGUUCCCAGAAGGUUCUCCUUUGGUUAUUUGCUAGCUGGGUGCACUCUCCAAUCAGAACACCAGCUUGGUGCUGCUGCCCAAUAUAGGCUAAACCCAGCAGCUUGGGUACAACUUUGGUUUGAUGAGUUUCUGGUAUUGAGAAGUUCAGGAUACAAGAGAGCAGUUGACACAGAUGGAUAUUUGAUUCAACCAUUAUUUAAUGGUUAUGAUGAUGGAUUCACAAACAGUGACUACGUGCUUAGCCUCUUGUCAUAUGAAUGAUUUCCAUGGAAUAUCUCUCAGCUUAUAUACUGCUAUUCCAACCUACUUUUAUCUUAUCCAGUUGCUAACCAUUAUUGAUUGUCACUCAUCCACCACCAUAUCAUCUACCUCCUCGGUGUAGUGUGGCACCCUAGCCAGGCCAUUCCAUCACGCACCCAUCCUAAGAUUAGCACCAGUGGCCCCCAAUCUAUCUUGGCACACUGACCUUCUAUUCCUCACUCGUGACACCACUAACACAUGGUGUGUCCCUGUUCAUUGUCACUCAUUCAGCUUAGGAGUUUACACACAUUAAUUAAUAUUGUAUCAUAAAUCAUCAUAUCAAUAGGGGUUUAGUAGCGCAUACAGAAAAAGUAUAUAUUAACAUUUAUUUUAACAACAUGUAUGUACAUGUAUUUAUUUGUAUUUAAAUUAUAGAUAUCUAAAUAUAUGUUUAAGUCAUUACAAAAUUGGCCAUUUUCAUAUAUUUCUACAUAUAUGUUUUUGUAUUUAAGUAUAUGGUGUGGAAAUAGAUUUUGACAGUAUGCUGUGGUAGCUAGUAAAAUAUAUUCCCAAAAUAGACACUGAGUGUACAAAACAUUAGGAACAUCUGCUGUUUCCAUGACAUAGACUGACCAGGUGAAUCCAGGUGAAAGCAAUGAUCCCUUAUUGAUGACACUUGUUAAAUCCACUUCAAUCAGUGUAGAUGAAGGGGAGGAGACAGGUUAAAGAAUGAUUUUUAAGCCUUGAGAUAUGGAUUGUGUAUGUGUGCCAUUCAGAGUGUGAAUGGGCAAGACAAAAGAUUUAAGUGCCUUUGAACGGGGUAUGGUAGUAGGUGCCAAGCACACUGGUUUGAGUGUGUCAAGAACUGCAACGCUGCUGGGUUUUUCACACUCAACAGUUUCCCAUGUGUAUCAAGAAUGGUCCACUACCCAAAGGACAUCCAGCCAACUUGACACAACUGUGGGAAGCAUUGGAGUCAACAUGGGCCAGCAUCCCUGUGGAACACUUUCGACACCUUGUAGAGUCCAUGCUCCGACGAAUUGAUGCUGUUCCAAGGGCAAAAGGCGGUGCAACUCAAUAUUAGGAAGGUGUUCCUUAUGUUUCGUACACAUGAGAAAGCUUUUUGGCGGUGACAGCCUAAAUUGUAACGCUGCGCUGUCAGUUGGAGGCGGGGCUGGGGCUGCAGAAUUUAUUUUCAACUACAACUUUUGCAUGCAAAAUACCACUUUGGAAACCUAAUGCUAAGGUAUCAGAGGUCAAUAGAGACUCAACAUUAUCAUUGGGUAGAGAAGGUUGUGAGGUGUGAGUGUGUAUUUUACAUAUAUUUUAUUUAUGUAUAUAUUUGAUUAAAAUAUAAUCCCAAUAUAUAAAAACAUUAUUGAAAUGUAUUCCAAUAUAUUAUUUUUCUGUAUGGGAGUGUUUUGUAUGUGCUUACUAUAGAUUAAGCUUAGUUUUGUACUUAAAAAUGAUCAAUGCAAACCUCCAGCGAAAAGGCUUUCUAGUCCAGGACUAGGCUUAAUCUGUAUCUGGGAAACCAACCCUUAAUGUGUGGAGCUGAGAGGUUUUGGAUCAAAUGAUUAUAAGAUUAUCUUGAUCUACAUUGUUUUUCAUGGGCUCUGUUUGAAAGUAGAGCCAAUUUAGACAAUUUAGGUUGUUUUUUCUGGCCUUCUGAAAGCAGAGGGUUAUACAUUUCAUUUGACAUGAGCCUCAAAGCUGUUCCUUAUUUAGCUACAUCCCAAUGUAUGGUCAUUAUUUGUUCACACCUUUUCACUGUCAGCCGAUCAUAACAAUCCUAAAUCUGCUCUGUUCUCUAGCUGCUAGCAUACACUUUGUACUAAAUUUUGUAAUUCUGAUUGUAAAAAACAAACAAAUCAAUUCCUGUGUUUUUUUAAUGUAUUUGGAUGGAUUGUUUUGUCUAUUUGCUGAACAAAUACAUUCCUCAUUAGCGGAUAGCCUAAUAACAUUUUCUGAUCUAAUUUAAUCUCCUCAAACAACAGGUCAACAUCAUCCCCAUCAUCGCCAAAUCAGACGCAAUCUCCAAGAGCGAGUUGACCAAGUUCAAGAUCAAGAUCACCAGUGAGCUGGUCAGCAACGGUGUUCUGAUCUACCAAUUCCCCACUGACGACGAGACGGUGGCAGAGAUCAACUCCACCAUGAACGUAAGAUAAACCUUCUCUGAUGCCGCUCAUUUUAGUUCAGCAGCAUUUCAGCAAGUUAUACAGACUUACUAGUUAUUGUUGAGAAGUAUGAGAGUGACUGACAAGGUUUGUUUAGGAAGAAAUAUCAAGUGAUACAAUACUUGAUUGUCUGUUUUCAUGGAAGAUAUUUUUGUGAGGCCAGGUACAUACAAUAUACAGUUGAAGUCGGAAGUUUGCAUACACCUUAGCCAAAUACAUUUAAACUCAGUUUUUCACAAUUCCUGACAUUUAAUCCUAGUAAAAAUUCCCUGUUUUAGGUCAGUUAGGAUCACCACUUUAUUUUAAGAAUGUGAAAUGUCAGAAUAAUAGUAGAGAGAAUUAUUUAUUUCAGAUGUUAUUUAUUUCAUCACAUUCCCAGUUGGUCAGAAGUUUACGUACACUCAAUUAGUAUUUAGUAUCAUUGUCUUUCAAUUGUUUAACUUGGGUCAAACGUUUCGGGUAGUUUUCCACAAGCUUCCCACAAUAAGUUGGGUGAAUUUUGGCCCAUUCCUCCUGACAGAGCUGGUGUAACUGAGUCAGGUUUGUAGUCCUCCUUGCUCCCACAUGCUUUUUCAGUUCUGCCCAUAUAUUUUCUAUAGGAUUGAGGUCAGGGCUUUGUGAUGGCCACUCCAAUACCUUGACUUUGUUGUCCUUAAGCCAUUUUGCCACAACUUUGGAAGAAUGCUUGGGGUCAUUGUCCAUUUGGAAGACCCAUUUGCGACCAAGCUUUAACUUCCUGACUGAUGUCUUGAGAUGUUGCUUCAAUAUAUCCACAUAAUUUUCCUUCCUCAUGAUGCCAUCUAUUUUGUGAAGUGCACCAGUCCCUCCUGCAGCAAAGCACCCCCACAUCAUGAUGCUGCCACCCCGUGCUUCACGGUUGGGAUGGUGUUCUUCGGCUUGCAAGCUCCCCCUUUUUCCUCCAAACAUAACGAUGGUCAUUAUGGCCAAACAGUUCUAUUUUUGUUUCAUCAGACCAGAGGACAUUUCUCCAAAAAGUACAAUCUUUGUCCCCAUUUGCAGUUGCAAACCGUAGUCUGGCUUUUUUAUGGCGGUUUUGGAGCAGUGGCUUCUUCCUUGCUGAGCGGCCUUUCAGGUUAUGUCGAUAUAGGACUCCUUUUACUGUGGAUAUAGAUACUUUUGUACCUGUUUCCUCCAGCAUCUUCACAAGGUCCUUUGCUGUUGUUCUGGGAUUGAUUUGCACUUUUCGCACCAAAGUACGUUCAUCUCUAGGAGACAGAACGCGUCUCCUUCCUGAGCGGUAUGACGGCUGCGUGGUCCCAUGGUGUUUAUACUUGUGUACUAUUGUUUGUACAGAUGAACGUGGUACCUUCAGUCAUUUGGAAAUUGCUCCCAAGGAUGAACCGGACUUGUGGAGAUCUACAAUUUUUUUUCUGAGGUCUUGGCUGAUUUCUUUUGAUUUUCCCAUGAUGUCAAGCAAAGAGGCACUGAGUUUACAUCUACAGGUACACCUCCAAUUGACUCAAAUGAUGUCAAUUAGCCUAUCAGAAGCUUCUAAAGCCAUGACAUAAUUUUCUGGAAUUUUCCAAGCUGUUUAAAGGCACAGUCAACUUAUUGUAUAUAAACUUCUGACCCACUGGAAUUGUGAUACAGUGAAUUAUAAGUGAAAUAAUCUGUCUGUAAACAAUUGUUGGAAAAAUUACUUGUGUCAUGCACAAAGUAGAUGUCCUAACCGACUUGCUAAAACUGUAGUUUGUUAACAAGAAAUUUGUGGAGUGGUUGAAAAACAAGUUUUAAUGACUCCAACCUAAGUGUAUGUAAACUUCCGACUUCAACUGUACGUACAAUAUAGUGGACAAAAUCAUUACAGGAGUAGAUAUGGUUGUGUAUCUGUACCCCUUGUGAGAGUUUCCUUUCACUUUGAGUUCUGAGUAAUUUAUUCUGUUCAUUCUCAGAAAACUAAACCAGCAGCACUAGAGCAGGAUACGAGCACCAUCUGUGUCCACUCCUCCUCCUCCUCCUCCUCCUCCUCCUCCUCCUCCUCCACCACCUCCUCCUCCUAGUCAGGAAGCCACAGCAGCCCCACACAGGGAGAGGACAGUACAGUACAGUACAGUCCAGUACAGUGUAUGACAAUCAGCUAGCUCUCGCUACAGGAAGCUCUCAGUGUGAGAAAGGACCCCGAGCCGCUGGCUAACGGGCCGGGGCUAAAUGAGCGGACCAUGAGGAGUGACAUAAGCGAGUAGAGAAUGCCAACGCUUGCGACUGAGCAGAACCCAGCUGAUUUGCAUUAGUCAAUUAGCUCUCUUAGACUCUCGCCCUCCGAUCUCACGAAGACGCCACCGAUCUUGCAGAAAGGUCACCCACACCGACCACUGCAGUGAGAAGCCCUUGCUGUCUAUGAAAAUGAGCUAUCGCUGUUGGAUGAAUGGAACGUGUAUUAACUUGCAAUAUAGACCUAACAUGACACAUGUCACUUGUAAUUCACUUUGUGUUAGGUUCACUCUGCCAGUUGGUUCGCCUAUCAAGAGAUAUGCUCCAAUUUAUCCAAAUCUAAACAAAUAAAUAAUCAAGUUAUGUAAUGGAGUGAUAACAUGGUAUGAUAAUUGCAGGAAGUGUGAAUAGUGUGUGUGCUUGCAUGAUGUGUAUUUAGUUGUGUGUAUUUGUGUGUGAUAUGUGUGUUGUGUUUGAUAGAGAGUUUGAUCGUUCCAAGAUGGCGUAGUAGUGCAGUUCUGUUUUUGUCGUGUGUCUGUAAAUAGCCUGUAAAUACCCUGUUUUUUUGUAUUUUUCGUACAUAUUUCCCUAUCAGACUUUUCAUCCUUCUACAAAAUAUACUUUCCUGCAACCCGCCUCACUCAAUGUGGAACGGAUUCUAUUAUUGACUUACCUUUUAUCUAGAAUCUCCAGUUGAAACUAGCUAGCCAGCUAACUAGCUACUUGCUAUUAGCCACAGUUAGCGGUAUUUCACCCAGAACAUUGGAUUUUUUUUCUGCAGGAUUAAUUUAAUCACUGGACAUUAAUCACCGGAUAUUCGGCCAGUCUGCACAGCGCGUUAUCGACCCAGAACAUAUCAGUUUUUCUGCCGGAAUCACUGAAUCACUGGACCUUUAACUCCGGUUUCAUCGCUACCAGCUAGCUGCAACAAAUUGGACGCUGUGGUCUGGCUAAUCAUCCUGAGCUAGGCCCAUCUCCCGGCUAUCUACCUCUCUGUCAACCGGACGGGACCACCUAGUGUUGACACGGAGCCCCGCCGAUCCUACACGACUGGUCUGCCGACAAAAUCGUCUGAUGUGGUUACGACGUCGACCACGAAGAUUCCAUCUGCUAGCCCCGGCCCGCUAGCACACGCUAGCCAUGGCCUCUUACUCGCUAGUGCUUUAGCAGCCUCCGAACUAUCCUAUUGCUAUUCACCGGACCUUUGAUAACUCAGCUACACAGCUGAUGUCUGCUGGACUGUUCCUUUUUACGGUACUACAUCCUGUUUAUGUUUAGCCUCAGCCCAAACAUGGUUAGCUUAUUGUUGUUUCGGUUAUUUCUAAUUGUACUAUUUCACUGUAGAUCCCCCAGCCCAGCUAAACCUGCCUUAGAUAGCUCCUUUGUCCCACCUCCCAUACACGCGGAGACCGACUCAAUUGAUGCCUCCAGUGAUGCUAUCUCUUUCAUUGUUACCCAACGCUUAGGUUUACCUCCACUUUACUCAUAUCCUUCCAUAUCCUUGUCUGUACAUAAUGCCCUGAAUCUUUUCUACAACACCCGGAAAUCUGCCCCCUUUAUUCUAUGUACCCAACGCACUAGAAGACCAGUUCUUAAAGCCUUUAGCCGUAUCCUUAUUCUAGUCCUCCUCUGUUCCUCUGGUGAUGUAGAGGCUAACCCAGGCCCUGCAGCCCUCAGUAUCACUCCUACUCCCCAGGCGCUAUCAUUUGCUGACUUCUGUAAUCGCAAAAGUCUUGGUUUCUUGCACAUAAAUAUCAGAAGUCUACUUCCUAAGUUUGAGUUAUUCACUGCGUUAGCACACUCCGCCAACCCUGAUGUUCUAGCAGUGUCUGAAUCCUGGCUCAGGAAGGCCACCAAAAAUUCUGAAAUUUCCAUCCCCAACUAUAACAUUUUCCGUCUAGAUAGAACUGCCAAAGGGGGUGGAGUUGCAAUCUACUGUAGAGAUAGCCUGCAGAGCUCUAUCAUACUAUCCAGGUCUGUGCCCAAACAGUUUGAGCUUCUACUUCUAAAAAUCCACCUUUCCAGAAAUAAGUCUCUCACUGUUGCCGCUUGCUACAGACCCCCCUCAGCCCCCAGCUGUGCCCUGGACACCAUAUGUGAAUUGAUUGCCCCCCAUUUAUCCUCAGAGUUCGUACUGCUUGGUGACCUUAAUUGGGUAUGCUUAAUAACCCGGCCAUCCUACAAUCCAAACUAGAUGCCCUCAACCUCACGCAAAUGAUCAACGAACCUACCAGGUACAACCCUAAAUCCGUAAACAUGGGUACCCUCAUAGAUAUCAUCCUGACUAACAUACCCUCUAAAUACAACUCAGCUGUCUUCAACCAGGAUCUCAGCGAUCACUGCCUUAUUGCCUGCGUCCGUAACGGGUCCGCGGUCAAACGACCACCCCUCAUCACUGUCAAACGCUCCCUAAAACACUUUAGCGAGCAGGCCUUCCUAAUUGACCUGGCCCAGGUAUCAUGGAUGGAUAUACAGUGGGGGAAAAAAGUAUUUAGUCAGCCACCAAUUGUGCAAGUUCUUCCACUUAAAAAGAUGAGAGAGGCCUGUAAUUUCCAUCAUAGAUACACGUCAACUAUGACAGACAAAAUGAGAAUUUUUUUUCCAGAAAAUCACAUUGUAGGAUUUUUUAUGAAUUUAUUUGCAAAUUAUGGUGGAAAAUAAGUAUUUGGUCAAUAACAAAAGUUUCUCAAUACUUUGUUAUAUACCCUUUGUUGGCAAUGACACAGGUCAAACGUUUUCUGUAAGUCUUCACAAGGUUUUCACACACUGUUGCUGGUAUUUUGGCCCAUUCCUCCAUGUAGAUCUCCUCUAGAGCAGUGAUGUUUUGGGGCUGUCGCUGGGCAACACAGACUUUCAACUCCCUCCAAAGAUUUUCUAUGGGGUUGAGAUCUGGAGACUGGCUAGGCCACUCCAGGACCUUGAAAUGCGUCUUACGAAGCCACUCCUUCGUUGCCCGGGCGGUGUGUUUGGGAUCAUUGUCAUGCUGAAAGACCCAGCCACGUUUCAUCUUCAAUGCCCUUGCUGAUGGAAGGAGGUUUUCACUCAAAAUCUCAUGAUACAUGGCCCCAUUCAUUCUUUCCUAUACAAAGAUCAGUCGUCCUGGUCCCUUUGCAGAAAAACAGCCCCAAAGCAUGAUGUUUCCACCCCCAUGCUUCACAGUAGGUAUGGUGUUCUUUGGAUGCAACUCAGCAUUCUUUGUCCUCCAAACACGACGAAUUGAGUUUUUACCAAAAAGUUAUAUUUUGGUUUCAUCUGACCAUAUGACAUUCUCCCAAUCCUCUUCUGGAUCAUCCAAAUGCACUCUAACAAACUUCAGACGGGUACUGGCUUAAGCAGGGGGACACGUCUGGCACUGCAGGAUUUGAGUCCCUGGCGGCGUAGUGUGUUACUGAUGGUAGGCUUUGUUACUUUGGUCCCAGCUCUCUGCAGGUCAUUCACUAGGUCCCCCCGUGUGGUUCUGGGAUUUUUGCUCACCGUUCUUGUGAUCAUUUUGACCCCACGGGGUGAGAUCUUGCGUGGAGCCCCAGAUCGAGGGAGAUUAUCAGUGGUCUUGUAUGUCUUCCAUUUCCUAAUAAUUGCUCCCACAGUUGAUUUCUUCAAACCAAGCUGCUUACCUAUUGCAGAUUCAGUCUUCCCAGCCUGGUGCAGGUCUACAAUUUUGUUUCUGGUGUCCUUUGACAGCUCUUUGGUCUUGGCCAUAGUGGAGUUUGGAGUGUGACUGUUUGAGGUUGUGGACAGGUGUCUUUUAUACUGAUAACAAGUUCAAACAGGUGCCAUUAAUACAGGUAACGAGUGGAGGACAGAGGAGCCUCUUAAAGAAGAAGUUACAGGUCUGUGAGAGCCAGAAAUCUUGCUUGUUUGUAGGUGACCAAAUACUUAUUUUCCACCAUAAUUUGCAAAUAAAUUCAUUAAAAAUCCUACAAUGUGAUUUUCUGGAUUUUUUUCUCUCAAUUUGUCUGUCAUAGUUGACGUGUACCUAUGAUGAAAAUUACAGGCCUCUCUCAUCUUUUUAAGUGGGAGAACUUGCACAAUUGGUGGCUGACUAAAUACUUUUCCCCCCCACUGUAGAUCUCAUUCCGUCAGUAGAGGAUGCCUGGUUGUUCCUUAAAAGUAAUUUCCUCUCAAUCUUAAAUAAACAUGCCCCAUUCAAAAAAUACAGAACUAAGAACCGAUAUAGCCCCUGGUUCUCCUCAGACUUGACUGCCCUUGACCAGCACAAAAACAUCCUGUGGCGUACUGCAUUAGCAUCAAAUAGCCCCCGCGAUAUGCAACUUUUCAGGGAAGUUAGGAACCAAUAUACACAAGCAGUCAGGAAAGCAAAGGCUAACUUUUUCAAACAGAAAUUUGCAUCCUGUAGCACUAACUCCAAAAAGUUUUGGGACACUGUAAAGUCCAUGGAGAAUAAGAGCACUUCCUCCCAGCUACCCACUGCACUGAGGCUAGGAAACACUAUCACCACCGAUAAAUCUACAAUAAUCGAGAAUUUCAACAAGCAUUUUGCUACAGCUGGCCAUGCUUUCCAUCUGGCUACAACUACCCCGGCCACCAACUCUGCACCCUCCGCUGCAACUUGCCCAUGCCCCCCCCCCCCCCCCCGCUUCUCCUUCACACAAAUUCAGACAGCUGAUGUUUUGAAAGCGCUGCAAAAUCUGGACCCCUACAAAUCAGCUGGGCUAGACAAUCUGGACCCUUUCUUUCUAAAACUAGCCGCCGAAAUUGCCGCAACCCCUAUUACUAGUCUGUUCAACCUCUCUUUCAUAACGUCUGAGAUCCCCAGAGAUUGGAAAGCUGCCGCGGUCAUCCCCCUCUUCAAAGGGGGUGACACUCUAGAUCCAAACUGCUACAGACCUAUAUCCAUCCUGCCCUGCCUUUCGAAAGUAUUUGAAAGCCAAGUUAACAAACAGAUCACCGACCAUUUCGAAUACCACCGUACCUUCUCCGCUAUGCAAUCCGGUUUCCGAGCUGGUCAUGGGUGCACUUCAGCCACGCUCAAGGUCCUAAACGAUAUUAUAACCGCGAUUGAUAAUAGACAGUACUGUGCAGCCGUCUUCAUCGACCUGGCCAAGGCUUUCGACUCUGUCAACCACCGCAUUCUUAUUGGCAGACUAAAUAGCCUUGGUUUCUCAAAUGACUGCCUCGCCUGGUUCACCAACUACUUCUCAGAUAGAGUUCAGUGUGUCAAAUCGGAGGGCCUGUUGUCUGGACCUAUGGCAGUCUCUAUGGGGGUGCCACAGGGUUCAAUUCUUGGGCCGACACUUUUCUCCGUGUAUAUCAAUGAUGUCGCUCUUGCUGCUGGUGACUCUCAGAUCCACCUCUACGCAGACGACACCAUUUUGUAUACAUCUGGCCCUUCAUUGGACACUGUGUUAACAAACCUCCAAACGAGCUUCAAUGCCAUACAACACUCCUUCAGUAGCCUCCAACUGCUCUUAAACACUAGUAAAACUAAAUGCAUGCUUUUCAAUCGAACGCUGCUGGCACCCGCCCACCCGACUAGAAUCACCACUCUCGACGGGUCUGACCUAGAGUAUGUGGACAACUACAAAUACCUAGGUGUCUGGUUAGACUGUAAACUCUCCUUCCAGACUCACAUAAAGAAUCUCCAAUCCAAAGUUAAAUCUAGAAUCGGCUUCCUAUUUCGCAACAAAGCCUCCUUCACUCAUGCUGCCAAACAUGCCCUCGUAAAACUGACUAUCCUACCGAUCCUUGACUUCGGCGAUGUCAUUUACAAAAUAGCCUCCAACACUCUACUCAGCAAAUUGGAUGUAGUCUAUCACAGUGCCAUCCGUUUUGUCUCCAAAGCCCCAUACACUACCCACCGCUGUGACCUGUACGCUCUUGUUGGCUGGUCCUCACUACAUGUUCGUCGUCAAACCCACUGGCUCCAGGCCAUCUAUAAAUCACUGCUAGGCAAAUCCCCGCCUUAUCUUAGCUCAUUGGUCACCAUAGCAGCACCCACCCGUAGUCUGCGCUCCAGCAGGUAUAUCUCACUGGUCAUUCCCAAAGCCAACACCUCCUUUGGCCGCCAUUCCUUCCAGUUCUCUGCUGCCAAUGACUGGAACGAAUUGCAAAAAUCUCUGAAGCUGGAGACUCUUAUCUCCCUCAAUAACUUUAAGCAUCAGUUGUCAGAGCACCUUACCGAUCACUGCACCUGUACACAGCCCAUCUGAAAUUAGCCCACCCAACUACCUCAUCCCUAUAUUGUUAUUUAUUUUGCUCUUUUGCACCCCAGUAUCUCUAUUUGCACAUAAUCUCUUGCACAUCUAGCAUUCCAGUGUUAAUACUAUUGUAAUUAUUUUGCACUAUAGCCUAUUUAUUGCCUUACCUCCAUAACUUGCUACAUUUGCACACACUGUAUAUAUAUUUUCUGUUGUAUUUUAGACUUUAUGUUUUUUACCCCAUAUGUAACUCUGUGUUGUUUUUAUUGCACUGCUUUGCUUUAUCUUGGCCAGGUCGCAGUUGUAAAUGAGAACCUGUUCUCAACUGGCUUACCUGGUUAAAUAAAGGUUAAAAAAAAAAGGCAGAGACUCAGGUGUCGGUGACGAGAAUCCUUUCUCCCGUCUGCUCCGCAGGCCCAUUUGCCGUUCGCCGUGGUGGGAAGCACGGAGGAAGUGAAGAUCGGCAACAAGAUGGUGAAAGCGCGGCAGUACCCCUGGGGGACGGUACAGGGUAAGCUAGGUCACAUCAACAGAGGAAAUGAGAGGGGAGAUCGUCACACCCAUUCCACCCUAACUCCCUAAACAACUGCAUUCAUACCGUCAAGAGGGAUGCCAUCACUGCUGCUUAUGUAAUCUCAUUCAUGUUUGUCUAUUUAACACUGCAUGUGCCCACUCUUUCAUAAUUGUAUGAGCUACAGCAGUUGUUGCUUGAGUCAUGUCACAAAUGUCUGAGGGUUCUAUGGGAUUGAUUUAUCUCAAACAAGUCAAUAUUGCUUGAAAAGUGGUAGAUCAUGAAACCUGUGAGCAUGAUCAGGGAAAGUCACUGAUUUACCAUAGGAAUACAGAUGUUAAAUCUCUCGUAUUCUCAGUAUAUCAAAUUAUAAGAUAUUAGAAUUAUAUGACACUUCCUCCAUAUCCCCACACCUUAUCAGCUGUCAAUUUGUUAUUUGGUUCAGUAUGGUGUACUCGUGCGUAUGUCAGUGUAGGCUGUGUGUGGAUACGUGGGGGGUUAUAUGAACUAGACCUAGCCCUGCCUAGCACAUGGAACAUAUAUACAAUAGUUGUUUCCGGAGGCUGAGGCUGUCUCAGACAUUGUGUACCAUGCUCUACUCAGUUCACUCUAUGGUUCAUUGAUGGUGCACGAGGCCAGGGGCCACCUCACGUGGCACUCCGCUAGAUUCUAAAACCAGAAAUUAACCCGCCAUAGGGCAUGAAUGGAGCUGCAUUAGUGUACAUUUGUUAACGCAUGAGCAGACUUCUGAAUCACUGAGUAUUACACAUGCCUGCAGUUUAAUCAGAAAUGUGUUUAAAACAAGCAAUUGUGUGAGCUGUAUGUUUCUGGUCUUUUACAAUGGUUGUUUGUUCAAUCUGACCCACACUGUCACAACCAGUGGUAGUGUUUUAAUCGAACGCCGUUGAGUAGUAGCUGUCUGACGCAUGAUGGGGUGUUUGUAUGAAUGUAUGUGUGUGUGUGUGUGUGUGUGUGUGUGUGACAUUGGCAGUGGAGAAUGAGAACCACUGUGACUUUGUGAAGCUGAGAGAGAUGCUGAUCAGGGUGAACAUGGAGGAUCUUAGAGAGCAGACUCACACCAGACACUACGAGCUCUACCGCCGCUGCAAGCUGGAGGAGAUGGGCUUCAAGGACACGGACCCUGACUGCAAACCCUUCAGGUGAGGCUGCUUCUCUUCAUAUUUCCUCCUUACUUCCUGUUUCUGUUUCCUCCCUACAUCCCUCAGAGACUGCGUCCCGAUUCUCCACCCUGCACACUCCUUGUCAUGGAUUUAACAAUGGUUGAAACUCCCUCCACAGGGAUGCCCUUUGUAUGUUAUUUAUUUUCUUUAGCCACAGAACCCCUAGCAACAAUAAUUAGAACUCAUGGCUCAAUACGGGGCAUAGAGAUUGGUGGAGAUCAACAUGUGACAUCAUUGUAUGCAGAUGACAUUUUACUUUAUUUAUCUGAACCAGAACAUUCUCUGUCAUUUAUUUUUUAUUGUGGUCCUCUGUAGCUCAAUUGGUAGAGCAUGGCGCUUGUAACGCCAGGGUAGUGGGUUCGAUCCCCGGGACCACCCAUACGUAAAAAUGUAUGCAUACAUGACUGUAAGUCGCUUUGGAUAAAAGCGUCUGCUAAAUGGCAUAUUAUUAUUAUUAUUAUUAUUAUUUUACUACUGUUGGACACAUGGUGCUGUAUCAGGCUUGAAAGUGAAUUGGGAGAAAACUGAAAUAAUGCCCAUUUCUAAUCAUGACUUCUCAAGCUUAGAAAGUACAGUCGUGGUCAAAGGUUUUGAGAAUGACACAAGUAUUGGUCUUCACAAAGUUUUCUGCUUCAGUGUUUUUAGAUAUUUUUGUCAGAUGUUACUAUGGUAUACUGAAGUAUAAUUACAAGCAUUCCAUACGUGUCAAAGGCUUUUAUUGACAAUUACAUUAAGUUUAUGCAAAGAGUCAAUAUUUGCAGUGUUGACCCUUCUUUUUCAAGACCUCUGCAAUCCACCCUGGCAUGCUGUCAAUUAACUUCUGGGCCACAUCCUGACUGAUGGCAGCCCAUUCUUGCAUAAUCAAUGCUUGGAGUUUGUCAGAAUUUGUGGGUUUUUGUUUGUCCAAUCUUGAGGAUUGACCACAAGUUCUCAAUGGGAUUAAGGUCUGGGGAGUUUCCUGGCCAUGGACCAAAAUGUUGAUGUUUUGUUCCCCGAGCCACUUAGUUAUCACUUUUGCCUUAUGGCAAGGUGCUCCAUCAUGCUGGAAAAGGCAUUGUUCAUCACCAAACUGCUCUCGGAGGAUGUGUUGGUACCAUUCUUUAUUCAUGGCUGUGUUCUUAGGCAGAAUUGUGAGUGAGCCCACUCCCUUGGCUGAGAAGCAACCCCACACAUGAAUGGUCUCAGGAUGCUUUACUGUUGGCAUGACACAGGACUGAUGGUAGUGCUCACCUUUUCUUCUCCGGACAAGCUUUUUUCCGGAUGCCCCAAACAAUCGGAAAGGGGAUUCAUCAAAGAAAAUGACUUUACCCCAGUCCUCAGCAGUCCAAUUGCUGUACCUUUUGCAGAAUAUCAGUCUGUCCCUGAUUUUUCCUGGACAGAAGUGGCUUCCUCGCUGCCCUUCUUGACACCAGGCCAUCCUCCAAAAGUCUUCGCCUCACUGUGUGUGCAGAUGCACUCACACCUGCCUGCUGCCAUUCCUGAGCAAGCUCUGCACUGGUGGUGCCCCGAUCCCGCAGCUGAAUCAACUUUAGGAGACGGUCAUGGCGCUUGCUGGACUUUCUUGGGCGCCCUGACGCCUUCUUCACAACAAUUUAACCUCUCUCCUUGAAGUUCUUGAUGAUCCGAUAAAUGGUUGAUUUAGGUGCAAUCUUACUAGCAGCAAUAUCCUUGCCUGUGAAGCCCUUUUUGUGCAAAGCAAUGAUGACGGCACGCGUUUCCUUGCAGGUAACCAUGGUUAACAGAGGAAGAACAAUGAUUUCAAGCACCACCCUCCUUUUAAAGCUUCCAGUCUGUUAUUCUAACUCAAUCAGCAUGACAGAGUGAUCUCCAGCCUUGUCCUCGUCAACACUCUCACCUGUGUUAACGAGAGAAUCAUUGACAUGAUGUCAACUGGUCCUUUCGUGGCAGGGCUGACAUGCAGUGGAAAUGUUUUAUUUUAUUUUUAUAAGUUCAUUUUCAUGGCAAAGAGGGACUUUGCAAUUAAUUGCAAUUCAUCUGAUCACUCUUCAUAACAUUCUGGAGUAUAUGCAAAUUGACAUCAUAAAAACUGAGGCAGCAGACUGUGAAAAUGUAUAUUUGUGUCAUUCUCAAAACUUGACCAUGACUGUACAUCAAAGUGGAACUAGACAAAGACACAUAUGAAAUCCCUGGGUGUACUGAUACCAUGCAGUCUGGAAGAGGCAUAUAAAAUCAAUUACUCUCCUUUAAUAGAUAGGUUUGAAUCUGAUGUUCAGAGAUGGAGAUCUCUCCCUAUCUCCAUGUUGGGUAGGGUCAACAUAAUCAAAAUGAAUAUAUUACUAAGGUUGAUGUAUUUAUUCCAGGCCCUGCCAGUUUCAAUUCCAUCCAACUUUUUAAAUUAAAUAAAUGGCCUGCUCCAACUUUAUUUGGAAUGGAAAGACCUUAGGAAGAUGGGAAGAUGUAUUACUGGGCUGCACAACUGCGUUCACUUAAACAAUGGACAGCAGACUAUCCUUGUGCAUGGAGGAGUAUUUAAGCCAUACAUUUAAUACCUUAUGAUCUAAAAUAUAUUCACUAUAUUCACUACUAAAACAGAGUCCAAUGAUUCUCAAUUUCAUUCGUGUUUUGGAAAAUAUACAUAAGUUAAUGAGGUGGAAAGAUCCAAUAUCGCCAGGCCCCCCUAUUUGAAAUAACCUCACCUUACCUCCAGUGUUUAAUGAUAACACCUUUAAGUCCUGGUUCCAAAGUGGCAUUAUGAAUUUUGAACAUGGAUCUCUACUGUCAUUCAAUCAAUUACAGGUAAGAUUUGGAUUAUCCAAGGCCAAUUUCUUUAAGUUCUUCCAUUCAACAGAAUCUGGAUGAACCAACGGCAUCUAGUAUAGAAAAAAUACUGAAAGAAACUGCUACGCCAAAGAAGUUGAUUGCCAAGUUAUAUUUACAUUUACGUCAUUAUAUCAAGGGUUGAUUGAAACUCUACCAGAUGGUUAGAGGAAAAAUGGGAAACAGAUCUAAAGGAAGAAAUUGAGGAGAACCAUUGGUCACAGAUACAGUGGGGAAAAAAAGUAUUUAGUCAGCCACCAAUUGUGCAAGUUCUCCCACUUAAAAAGAUGAGAGAGGCCUGUAAUUUUCAUACUAUGACAGACAAAAUGAGGAAAAAAAAUCCAGAAAAUCACAUUGUAGGAUUUUUAAUGAAUUUAUUUGCAAAUUAUGGUGGAAAAUAAGUAUUUGGUCAAUAACAAAAGUUUCUCAAUACUUUGUUAUAUACCCUUUGUUGGCAAUGACACAGGUCAAACGUUUUCUGUAAGUCUUCACAAGGUUUUCACACACUGUUGCUGGUAUUUUGGCCCAUUCCUCCAUGCAGAUCUCCUCUAGAGCAGUGAUGUUUUGGGGCUGUCGCUGGGCAACACGGACUUUCAACUCCCUCCAAAGAUGUUCUAUGGGGUUGAGAUCUGGAGACUGGCUAGGCCCCUUCAGGACCUUGAAAUGCUUCUUACGAAGCCACUCCUUCGUUGCCCGGGCGGUGUGUUUGGGAUCAUUGUCAUGCUGAAAGACCCAGCCACGUUUCAUCUUCAAUGCCCUUGCUGAUGGAAGGAGGUUUUCACUCAAAAUCUCACGAUACAUGGCCCCAUUCAUUCUUUCCUUUACACGGAUCAGUCGUCCUGGUCCCUUUGCAGAAAAACAGCCCCAAAGCAUGAUGUUUCCACCCCCAUGCUUCACAGUAGGUAUGGCGGCGUAGUGUGUUACUGAUGGUAGGCUUUGUUACUUUGGUCCCAGCUCUCUGCAGGUCAUUUACUAGGUCCCCCCGUGUGGUUCUGGGAUUUUUGCUCACCGUUCUUGUGAUCAUUUUGACCCCACGGGGUGAGAUCUUGCGUGGAGCCCCAGAUCGAGGGAGAUUAUCAGUGGUCUUGUAUGUCUUACAUUUCCUAAUAAUUGCUCCCACAGUUGAUUUCUUCAAACCAAGCUGCUUACCUGUUGCAGAUUCAGUCUUCCCAGCCUGGUGCAGGUCGACAAUUUUGUUUCUGGUGUCCUUUGACAGCUCUUUGGUCUUGGCCAUAGUGGAGUUUGGAGUGUGACUGUUUGAGGUUGUGGACAGGUGUAUUUUAUACUGAUAACAAGUUCAAACCGGUGCCAUUAAUACAGGUAACGAGUGGAGGACAGAGGAGCCUCUUAAAGAAGAAGUUACAGGUCUGUGAGAGCCAGAAAUCUUGCUUGUUUGUAGGUGACCAAAUACUUAUUUUCCACCAUCAUUUGCAAAUCAAUUCAUUAAAAAUCCUACAAUGUGAUUUUCUGGAUUUUUUUCCUCAAUUUGUCUGUCAUAGUUGACGUGUACCUAUGAUGAAAAUUACAGGCAUCUCUCAUCUUUUUAAGUGGGAGAUUGCACAAUUGGUGGCUGACUAAAUACUUUUUUCCCCACUGUAUGUGAAAAUGUUCAUAUCUGCCCCUACAACCGAAGACAUAAACUACUGCAAUUCAUGAUAAUUCAUAGGACUUCCUACACUCCUGCCAGAAUGCAUGUAAUGCACCCAGAAAUGUCACAUAUCUGUUGGAGAUGCAAAAAGCACAAAUGAAACCUAUUACAUAUAUCUGUUGGGAAAUGUAAAUAUUGGUGAUCAAUAUCAGAGAAAGUUUUGUAAUCUAGGUCUAAUUGUUGCAAGUAAAAUGGAUAGCCAUCUAUUGGAAAGCCUUAUAUUCACCCUCAAUAACAAACAGGAGGACUGAACUAUCUAGCUACAUCCCAUAAGACUAUAUAUUAUCAAAUUAAACAUAAACCAGACAUAUUUGACAGAAUUUGAAAAACAUAUGUUGACCACCUUAAAGAAUGUUUUGUAUAGUGGGCGUUUUGUUUUUGAGUUGUAGUCCUGUAAAAAAAGUAAAAAUCAAUAGUUACAAAAAAUAAGAAACUCCCUCCAUCCAAUUCUUACAUACUUUCAAUGCUUUAAAAUCCAUGCUGAGGAGUGUGCAAGUGCACUCUUUAGGAGAAGGGUGGAGAAUGGGGAAGCACUACUUUCCACUUUCUACCACCCCUUUAGUUAAUCACACCUACUUUUUGCAUUUUGAUUUAAAUGACAGUAAUGGUAGACAUAGUACUAACAUGUAUGACUCAUUAGUAUGACAUCAUUUCUGACUUUCCUCUUUCUGUGUGGAGCCCAGUCUGCAGGAGACGUACGAGGCCAAGAGGAACGAGUUCAUGGGAGAGCUGCAGAAGAAAGAGGAAGAGAUGAGGCAGAUGUUCGUCCAGAGAGUCAAGGAAAAGGAGGCUGAGCUGAAGGAGGCCGAGAAAGAGGUGUGUGUGUUAGUGUACACAGGAAGGUUUCUCCGUUACUAGUUAACGCUUUCAUUCUGCCACGUCCUCACCAAUCCUACCAACCUAAGAAGAACUACGGUUACAUGUGUGACAUCUCUGUUUGCUACAGAUAUCACACCUUCUAAAAGAGUUUCUAUCUAAGACGUAAGUCUUCUCCCUCGCCACACAGCUGCACGAGAAGUUUGACCGGCUCAAGAAGCUGCACCAGGAUGAGAAGAAGAAGCUGGAGGACAAGAAGAAAUCCCUGGAUGACGAGCUCAACGGCUUCAAGCAGAAAAAGAUGGCCGCCGAGCUCCUGCAGUCCCAGGCCCAGCAGGCAGGUGGCUCCACCACACUCAAGAGGGACAAGGAGAGAAAAAAGUAA